UGUAUUUAUUGUUUCAGCACACAGCGGCAUCAGGGAUUGUCUUUGGAAUCCCUCUUGCAGUAACACCAAGGGCCGUGCAGAGUCACUGCAGCAAUGGCACCCAAGAAAGCUAAGAAGAGAGCAGGUGGAGCUAAUUCCAACGUCUUUUCCAUGUUUGAACAAGCCCAGAUUCAAGAAUUCAAAGAGGCAUUCACCAUCAUGGAUCAGAACCGGGACGGCUUUAUUGAUAAGUCAGAUCUAAGAGACACUUUUGCUGCACUCGGGCGUUUGAAUGUGAAAAAUGAAGAGCUUGAAGACAUGAUCAAGGAGGCUCCUGGACCAAUUAACUUUACCGUCUUCCUGACCAUGUUUGGUGAAAAGCUCAAGGGGGCCGACCCCGAGGAGACCAUCCUGAACGCGUUCAAGGUGUUCGACUCCGAGGGCAAAGGUCUCAAUUCUGGCUACAUUAAGGAGAUGCUGAUGACCCAGGGCGAGCGCUUCUCCAAGGAGGAGGUCGAUCAGAUGUUUGCCGCUUUCCCUCCAGACAUCAGUGGAAACUUGGACUACAAAAACCUCGUCCACGUCAUCACGCACGGCGAAGAGAAGGAUUAGGAGCUGAAGCGGGGCCAACUCCUUCUGCGCCCUAUGCUACUUUCCUCUUCACCUCUGGUUCCCGUUCAGGUCCCCGCUCCACCAGUCCCACCCGCCAAGCUUGGCCUGAUUGUUCCCACUGUCACCAUUUGCACUUGGUCCCAUUCUCUGGUUUUCUAUGCGGAGAAAUCUUGUUGUCCUUGGGGAAAUGCUUACCUGAAUGGCGUCUAAAUUAAAUGAUGCAUUUUGCAAGACAAAA
Alligator sinensis (Chinese alligator) is the source of this 829-nucleotide messenger RNA. It is a transcript of the gene MYL2, whose product is annotated as myosin light chain 2. The record is from RefSeq and is a predicted model, not a curated record. Gene Ontology annotation, biological process: heart development; cardiac muscle contraction; muscle cell fate specification. Bases 94 to 591 code for a protein of 165 amino acids. Gene Ontology annotation, cellular component: myofibril; cytoplasm. NCBI's taxonomy places the organism in Eukaryota, Metazoa, Chordata, Crocodylia, Alligatoridae. Gene Ontology annotation, molecular function: calcium ion binding. The transcript is spliced from 7 exons.